AUGGCUAAUGUCAGAUACUUCCCCUCAGUCGACGACUUGAUGGAGAGCAAAGCAAUCUGGCCCUUUUUUGACCCCCAGCCUCACCAGAUAAAGUUUAAAAGCUUCUCUACAAAGAAUUUCGUUGCCGGCGCUGAUCAACACAUGUCAGCCACAGAGCAGGUUGAACCUCCAGCUGCCUGGAAGACUUCGAGCCCUGUAGGGGUGGCCGAUUACCAGCCGCUGAAAGCCUUCAGCGUGGCGGCACGUGAGGACGGUGGUUUGACCUCGUGGAGCGAGGCGGACGAUAUCUGCGAGCUCUCCAUCAGGAUGAAAGAAAUCGAGCUGUGCAACAUGAUGGGAGUGACGCCGGUCGUCCAGAGGAAAGGGCGGCGGUCUUGCCAGGGAGUUAAGCCAAAGAGUCCUGCUUGCUCGACCCCGUCCGUCCCCGAGUCUUGGGUCCAGGCUAAGAGCAGCAAGUCCUGGCGGAGUAAAGAGCCACCACCUCCGCUCUCCCAAGACUCUCUCCAGCUGGGAAAAAGGUUUAAAGCUCUGGAGAAGCUGAUGUCUCCAACGUCACCGCCCGGAUCCCGACAGGAGGCCUCUUCUUCACGACGACGGCUGCUGAAGGAGGCAGUUGACCGACACCUUGUCGAUGCUGGGCUGUCCGCGGACCGCACUCACCCCGGCACCGUGCGCUCUGCUCCGGGAGGGAGCCCCCAGCCAGCGAGGAAGGCGCAUCACCGGCAGUCCUCCACCGGACCCGCUCCACAGCUGCCUUCAGUUCUGAUCGUGGGAGACUCCAUCAUCAGGGACGUCAGGUCCAGUAAGGCUGUCACUCACUGCUUUCCUGGAGCCAAGAGACACCACGCUGCAGCCGCACACCUGUUCCGACAGGUGCGCCUCUGA
This is a messenger RNA of Stegastes partitus (bicolor damselfish), 885 nucleotides long. NCBI's taxonomy places the organism in Eukaryota, Metazoa, Chordata, Actinopteri, Pomacentridae. The record is from RefSeq and is a predicted model, not a curated record.